GGGGCAUCGUGGGUGGGCUUGGAGGCUCCGCCGGCCCAGGUGGUGCGCCGGGGAGCUCGUCGGCCCCCUGCACUGGGCCCCCCGGGGGAGGGGGCGUGCGAGAGGGGGGCGCCAAGCAUCCCACACGCGUCUUCACCCCCCAGAAGGCGGGCGUCAGCGAAUGCAGCACCAGCUCGCUGCUGCUCUCAGGCUUCGUCUUGAGGCCUCGCCUUCCUCUUGUUCCGAGCCUUCGUGCGACUGGGUAUUCGUUGAUCGAGCACUGCUGGUGCUGCUCCUCCUCAUCCUCCCCCUCUUCCUCUCCUCUUCCCGCCUUCGUAGCCAUUUGGGCUCAAGCUUUCGGAUCAGCCCUAGCCACGCUUGGGAACAUACAUCGUUAUACAUAGUUCAUAUUCAGUCAGCGCCCAACUGGGCCCACACUCUUUCUCACCCGAUGGCAGUUGGGACCACGAUGGUGAAACGGAACGUCCAGAAGUGUUCGUCGGGGUUUGCCGCCCAAAUUUCUCUCGUAAGUAUCGCAGUGUUCUUUACGAAUUUCUUCGUGUUACGCCUGGUGUGGACUUAUCCGUCCAGCAUGGCGGGAGGGACACAGGUUCAAGUAGAAUUCUUAUUGGUGUUGUGGUUCGUUGUGUUCGCCCACUUCCUGGAUGCUUCCAGGUCGAGAGCCACGGAACCAACCACCGAUACGAAGAAGCGUGUUGCGAAGAAGCGGGUGAUCGACAAGUUGGCUCCUGAUGGUCGACGUCAGGUUGGUUCCGCAGUCCCCACGGCAGACGGGGCGCCGCUCGUGAAGCAACACCUUUGCCAUGGCAGCUCCACGGACACGGCGGAUCCAUCUGGACAGGAGAAGCCCGUCGACAGAGGUCCGAUCUGCACAUCACCAGCUGCACCUUGGCAGUGGGCUUGCCCUGCAAGACCUCCAGAGUUUUGGAAGUGAUGCACAGCUGCAUCCGGCUCGUAGUCAGGAGAGGCAGCUGUGAAGCUGUUCGACCAGAUGUUGCAGACUGGUCCCCCUCCCAACGCACACCUCAUUGGCAAGGCCGUAUCACACAGGUUCUUCACGCUGGUCGGCGAAACUCUCGAUCAUAAGCGCAUUCAGGAAGACGGAGUACGGCUUCUUGAGCUUAUUCAAUCGCUUCGCCCACUUCACAGGCCCACAUUGUAUCAACUUUGGCACUUGCUUGCCUGCUCGCGGGGGCUGAGAAAGUGGUGGGUUGCGGUCGAUUCCCUGACGCAUGGGAUCGCACCGUCGCCUGCGACCCAGAAUCGCUUGCUGGAAGCGUGGAGAAACCAGCUUCCCGAGGUCGUCUUGAAGUAUUUCAUCGAGAUGAAGGGCGCAGGAAUCAGCCUGAGCAGAUGGGCAUAUCGCUACAUCGUGGUUGCCCACGAGCGGUCCGAUCCAGCAUUCGCACUAAAGAUUUACAGUGAGAUGGAGGUGUUGGGAAUUCAGCUUGAUCGGGCGGCUUACAAUGCAGUGCUAGGUGCUCGGUUUCAGCUUGGUAUGCUCGACGAAGCCGAAGAGUUGUUCCAGCAGAUGGUAUACAGCUCGCUGGUCCCCAACGAAAAGACGUAUGGAAUCAUGAUCAAGGCCCGCGCUGCCAGUAACCAUCAUGAGGAGGCCAUUGCUCUCUUCGAGAAGAUGCAGGAGCAGGGGUUUGAGCCCGAUCGGUACGCCUACCAUCACGCAAUCCGUUCGGGCAUCAUCUUGCAGCGCGUCGAAUACGCCGUCGACUUGUACAACGGCAUGGUCCAGAAGAAGGUGCCACCCCUCACGAACACCGUUUCCCUUUUGAGCGGAGCGUGCCACAGUGCCGGCUGGCACGCUCUUGCGGCCGAGCUGGCGACGCACCUGGCGCACGCCAAGGCGGCGGAGACCGCACACGGCGCCCGAGCGCUCGCACGAGAUCCUGCGAAGAGCGCCGGGUACAUCCCGCGCGCGCCCCAGAGGCGGUGCGUCGCCUGAGCUGACUGUCAGAGGGGGGAAGAAGGCACCGAUGCCAGCACCCUUCCCGCAUUUUCCCCUUUUUUGGGGGGCCUCCUGGGAAGCCCUCUUCGCCAUGGCUGGGGUCGGCUCGAGAUUCUGGUCAGAACGCACCCCGGGAGAGGUCCGCGGCAAAGCGGUGUCGGUGCCUUUUGGUGCCCCCCGAUUGCAUGUGACAUGUCGUUUGCAGU
Molecule: messenger RNA, 2169 nt
Organism: Prorocentrum cordatum
Lineage: Eukaryota; Dinophyceae; Prorocentrales; Prorocentraceae
Source: the annotation of a GenBank genome assembly